AUGGCAGACUGGCAGAUCAUUGCCACUCACUUCCCGCCCGAGCAUGGCGUCGACGAGUGGCGGCGGCUCUCCAAGAAUUAUGGCGUGGACCUGCUCCUGACCGCUCACCGACACGUGCAAGAGGUGCAUGUGGAUGACGAAGCCAACCUGCUGAAACCGACGGCCUUUGUGGUGAGUGGCGGGGGCGGCGGCAUCACAUCUGAGGCCAUCCCUUCCGAGAACGGCGAGGACGACCAGUACGGUUUCAUGGACCUGACGGUCUCCAAGCAUGAGAUCAAGAUUACAGCGGUGUCCCAUGGCGGGCAAAUCCGGAAUAUCAAGUGCCUGACACAGCGGCUGCCAGGCGACGACUUUACACAG
Molecule: messenger RNA, 360 nt
Organism: Symbiodinium necroappetens
Lineage: Eukaryota; Dinophyceae; Suessiales; Symbiodiniaceae
Source: the annotation of a GenBank genome assembly